UAGGAUAUACACAUUCUGCAUAUCUCUGACAACAUGGUUCCAAUCCCACAAAAUUGUUAUCCAAUUGCAAUACACAACAAAAAUUGUAGGAAACAAUCAAAUGACAAAGAAGAAAUUAAGAACCUUCUUCAUGGGCAUGUAUUAAAAAAAAAAAAAGUGGCAUAAAGAAAAUGCAAAUAAAGGAACUACAAAUUCCAAUACAUGCCCAAAAUGAAUAAUAAUAACUAAGUUGAUUAUAGUGAUCUUGCUUAGUGUACUGUGCACCCAUACAAUGAUACAAUUAAUGGACCAACCCACUGGAGAACCAUCAAGCCAGAACCCCAUCCAAUUAGCAAUACUUUCAGUAUGUCAAUCAUUAGAAGAAUUAGGCCAACCAUCUUGAGAAAUAUCUGUUGCAAACUCUUGUGCUCACCUCAUAUGCUGCACUAAUUUCCUUAAACUUUUCGGUAGCUCCAGGUUCCUUGUUCACAUCAGGAUGGUACUUCAAAAUUAAAAGAAAGAUUAGAUGAUAGU
Molecule: messenger RNA, 513 nt
Organism: Rubroshorea leprosula
Lineage: Eukaryota; Viridiplantae; Streptophyta; Magnoliopsida; Malvales; Dipterocarpaceae
Source: the annotation of a GenBank genome assembly